CUAUAAAGUCUGUGGUAGUGGAGGGAUCUACCAGUGAUCCCAGGAGCAGUUCUGAGAUUCACAGGUUGACUUGAUAGCCCUGCUUCACAGCCUCUGAGGCGCUCCUAGAAUAUAAAAGGAUAAAAGACCUUUAUCAGUGAAAGACCUUUUUGGCUUGAAGCAGUAAAAGAAGUCAACAGAUUCAAAUAGAAAUCUGGUGCCCAAGGCUGAUCGGAACAUUUACACUAAAGAGGUAGUGAGUGAUUCCUCAUAGGUCAAUAGGCUGCUGAAACUAGCAAUUUUACACCAUCUCCUCAUAGCAUGGAAACAAGCAAAGCUGGAACAGUCAGGAAUGAAAAAGUUGUGAACUGCUUAUACCAAAACCCUGACGCGCUUUUUAGACUGAUUUGCUUUCCCUGGUCAGGAGGCGGCUCAGUUUAUUUUGCCAAUUGGGGGCAAAAAAUUCAUAAUUCGGUGGAAGUGCAUGCCAUAAGACUUGCAGGAAGAGAAUCUCGACUUGACGAACCUUUUGCAAAUGACAUGAACCAGGUACUUGAUGAAAUUGUUUGUGCUUUGCUGCCAAUUCUCCAGGAUAAACCAUUUGCGUUUUUUGGCCACAGUCUUGGAUCCUAUAUUUCUUUUAUGACUGCAUUAUACCUAAAAGAAAAAUACAAGCUACAACCAGUACAUCUCUUUGUGUCAAGUGCAGUUCCUCCUCAUCUAAAGGCCCUGAAUGACAAUAAGGAAGGUAAAAUAUUAACAGAAGAACAAAUAUACCAAUACCUUCAAGAUUCUGGAGGCACUCCCAAGUAUAUUCUUGAAGACAAGGAACUUCUCCAGCAGUAUAUGCCCAAACUGACGGCAGAUGCGCACUUGCUUGCUAAUUACACCUUUGAUAUUUCCUCUGAGGCUGUCCUUUCUUGUGACAUAACAUGCUUUACUGGCUCUGAAGAUAAAGUAAAUUAUAUCAAAGCCUGGAAAGAUCUAACAAGCGGAAGUUUUCAUAGUCAUGUCCUUCCAGGAAAUCACUUCUACCUUAUGGAUUCUGCCAAUGAGACCUUCAUCAAGAAUUUCAUAACCAAGUGUUUAGAAUUGUGGAUGCUUGUCAAUUCUUAGAUAUCUUUUCCUUCUUAAAAUAAUCAGUCAAUAUGUGAUACUCUGCAUAAUUUUUCACAAGUAUCUCAUUGGUUCUAUUCAAAAAUUGAAAAAUUAUAGUUUCUGUUGUCAGGAUGAUUUGUUACACAUAAGUGUGUUUCUCUACCAUUUAUGGAUCUGGGGACAAAAGAUAAAUGGGUGAAAGCUACUUCUGGCAGGGUCUUUAAUCUUCAUAUCACAAUCUUAUUUGAGUCUAGUCUGUUGGAAGUUUGUUCCCAAACAUCUGCUUAGCAAAUUAUCUUUUCCCUUAAGUCCUUUUUAAUAGAGAAAAUGAUAAGAGAAGGGAGGUGCCUGACAUUAUUGUUUAGUCAAUACACUGUGAUUUAAAGUUUGAUCAAAUCUUUUGAAAUGUAGGGUCAUUCUGUUAGUAAGAAAAUGUGACCUAGUGCUUUGUUCAGAUAAGAUAGUUGUGAGCCACUGUUGUUACCUGCGCUGGCCAAUGAAUGCCUGAGAGCUCCGGCUGUCCCCUAGGGUCCUGGCUAACAUCAACUGCCUGGUGGCUCUUUGUCAGCCUGCUUCUAACCAAAGUCUGCAGUCUGGCCCUGGCCUGUGCAGUGGUCAGGGGUAAGCAUUAUGCCUGACACAUUGUCUCGACUUCACUCUGACACAGUAUGAUAGGGACAAAACAGACUAGCUGGAAAACAUACAAGAACUGAAAGGGAAAAAAAGCAGAUGAGUUGAGAUGGGAUGAGUUGAGUCGGGAUGAGUUGAGUCAUAGUAAUGAAGAACACUACAAAGAGGAUUCACAGAGCCUACCGAUGGGAAUGAAGUGGAACCAUGUCUUUGGGGUUUUGUGGAUCCUGCAAUCUCAUGUAAUUCCCAAACUGUGUUUGUCUCUUGAAAUCUUGAUGGCUCAAUCACUGAUUUCCUUGUUUCCUAUGGGUCUUCACAAUAAACUCCAUGAUUUGAUGUAACUGAUGUUUCCUACAGCUUAAAUUG
Molecule: messenger RNA, 2073 nt
Organism: Talpa occidentalis (Iberian mole)
Lineage: Eukaryota; Metazoa; Chordata; Mammalia; Eulipotyphla; Talpidae
Gene: OLAH
Product: oleoyl-ACP hydrolase
Exons: 8
Coding region: 301-1095 (264 amino acids)
Biological process (GO): lipid biosynthetic process
Source: RefSeq, a predicted model, not a curated record